Closterium sp. Yama58-4 is the source of this 324-nucleotide messenger RNA. NCBI's taxonomy places the organism in Eukaryota, Viridiplantae, Streptophyta, Zygnematophyceae, Desmidiales, Closteriaceae. The record is from the annotation of a GenBank genome assembly.
AUGUCGAACGUUGCCCCCCCAUCCCCCACAUUCCCCCCGUUCCCCCCGCCUGCGCCAGACGGAGGAGUGGGGGCCGCGGGGGUCGUUAGGGGGGUCCCGCUUGAGGCUCCCCCAGGGGAUGGGGAGGACGGCGGGGCGGAAGAAGCGGAAGGGGAGGCGGAAGGGGGAGCGGUAGGGGAGGCGGAAGGGGGAACGGAAGCGGGAGCGGAAGCAGGGGCUAAGGGCGCCGAGGAUGCGGGAGCAGGGGCGGAGGGCUCCGCGGUUUCGGAGAGGGAAGGCUCGGAGGCCGGCGCGGGCGCUUGCAGCAACGCGCGCCGCCCGUGA